ACUUCCGGCGGACGCUUUUCUAGCUGGCUAACGAUGGCUUUCCCUGAGUUUGCAUCGGAAUAAUUAAAGUGGUAUUAUAACAAACAAUCAAUACAACAACCCCUGCACGUCUGAAGUUGAUGGCCGGUCUCGCUCCCCCGGUCCCGUCCGCUCUGGCCUCGUUUCUCUCCACGUCACUCCCCCCGGGCUUUGCCAUGGGGCCGUCAAGGCUCUGUGGGGGCAGGAUGGGGCUGUGGUGGGUCGGCCGCUCGCUGGAGGCCGGGUCCCUGCUGGGGAGGGACGGGGACCCGGAGUGGGCCUCCGAGUGUGACCCCGACCCGAUGACCCACAGCCGAGAAGGUGAACCCACGACAGACCCCGGAUCAGAAACAUGUCAGACCACCAGCACGGACGCAGAAAAGGCACUGAUGGAGAUGGAAGCAAAUAAAGAAGAAUCUUUACUACAAAGAGGCGUCUGGAUCAAAUUUGCCUGCCGAGCACCAAGCCGAGCCCAGCAGAACGUGUCGGUGCAGUGCGCCUGUGGAGAGGUGUGUGCGUCCGAGUGUGUGGACGCUUGUCUGCGCGUGUGUCAGGACAUCCAGCCGGGAACAGAGCUGCUGAUGUACGGAGGAGACACAGAGGGGAAAAGUCAGACAACAGACGAACCGGACAACGCCACUGGAUGCACAGAUAUCGAGGUGGAGCACAAAAAAGACUCGGAGACUUUGGCCGCCGACGUUUCGAUAAGUCAGGAGACGGAGGACAAACAGGAAGUGGAGGAGGAGGAAGAAAGACGUAGAUGCAUCAAGAGGAGUCAUCCAACCAACCACCUGAGGAACAGGAGGGUCAGGAAAACUCUGGACAGUCACACGGACAGUAUCACAGCAUCAGGUGGACAGACGGACAGCACAUGUAGCGUCACGACUGCUGUGGACAGACAGACACCCAAAGACAACGCUGUCCGCUGCAGCUCCCGCCUGGCUGCAAGGCCGCGACGCGUUCACUGUCCGACGGGCCGCGGGAAACAACCGGCUGCAAACCUCGACCCGCCAAAACAGACGAGCCGGAGCUCCACCGAGGACGACCCGUCUCCAAAGGAGGAGGAGGAGGUGAAGAUGUCACGACCCCACCACCCUGAGGAGUCUCCUGCGUGGCAUCCGGAGAUCAGAGAGAGGAGAUACAGAUGCUCCAGCUGUGGGAAGAAGUUCUACCAGAUCGGCCACUUGAAGAAACACCAGUUCAGCCACACGGAGGAGAAACCCUUCAGCUGUCAGGAGUGUGGGAAGAACUACACCUCCGCAGAAAGCUUCAGAGCCCAUCAGAUGAAUCACCGCGGCGAGCGUCCGUUCUCCUGCCCUCACUGCGAGAAGUCCUACGGCCUGAAGCGGGACCUGAAGGAGCACCUGGUGCUCCACACCGGGGAGAAACCCUACGUCUGCGAGCACUGCGGCAAGGCGUUCGCUCGCCGGCCCUCGCUGCGCAUCCACCGCCUCCUCCACUGCAGCAGGAGGAUUUACUCUCAGCCUCCGAAGGUGCAGUGUACAGUCUGCCCUAAGCUGCUGGCUAACUCCGGCUCUCUGAGGAACCACAUGAAGCUGCACACGGGAGAGAAACCUCACGUCUGUCAGCACUGUGGGAAGUGCUUCAGUCAGAAAGGGAACCUGGAGUCUCACUUGAGAACCCACAACGGGGAGAAGCCGUUUCCUUGCAGCGAGUGUGACCAGAGCUUCUCCCAGAAGCCGGACCUCCGUCGGCACAUGUUCUCCCACACGGGAGGAGGUUUCCUCUGCAGCUACUGCGGGAAAUCCCUGAGGGACCCCCACAGCCUGAAGUCACACGAGAGGCUGCACACCGGAGAGAGACCCCAUCGCUGCCCCAUCUGUGGAAAAGGCUACACGUUGGCCACGAAGCUGCGGAGACACAUAAAGUCGUCCCACCUGAUGGAGAAGCCGUACAGCUGCCACUGCGGCGCUUCCUACACCGUGAGACAAAGUCUGCUGAGGCACCAAGCUCAGCACAGGACCGAGGGAGGAACUAGGGAGGAAGGGAAGGAGGCGAGGGCGGAGGAAGGAGACGGAGACAGAGAGGAGACGAAGAACAGCGGCAAGACGGAGGUGGUGCAGGAGUUAGCGGCUUCUGGCUCCAGUCACCCGAAGCCGACCAGAGGCCGACCCAAGAAGUACUCGCUCCCUCGGGGGGGAGGAGACAAGGAGGAGGGUCAAGUGAGGAGGAAAAGGGGACGAGGAAAAGUGGAGGAAAAGGAGGCGAGGAAAGAAACUGAGAACUCGAGAGAAGUGACUGGAGGAGACGAGGAGGCUUCAGGUGACGUCCAACAUGUCGUCUACGUCCACGCAGACAGCUCGCUGCCCACAGGGACGGGGGGGCAGGAGCUGGUGGAGGUGGUGAUAUCAGAGGGGGCGGAGCAGUGCAUUGUGGUCCAUGGGGAGCAUACGGUAGGAGAGCUGCUGAUCUUACAGGAGGAAGGAGACGGACUCUGCUCCGUGGCAGAGACGGUUGAGAUAAACACAAUGUAGUCCUUAAAUCUCUGACUCUGGUGGGUUCAGCAGGACAGAUGUUUCACAGGGAUCAGCUGAUGUCACACAGAUGUUUCACAGGGAUCAGGUGAUGUCACACAGAUGUUUCACAGGGAUCAGGUGAUGUCACACAGAUGUUUCACAGGGAUCAGCUGAUGUCACACAGAUGUUUCACAGGGAUCAGGUGAUGUCACACAGAUGUUUCACAGGGAUCAGGUGAUGUCACACAGAUGUUUCACAGGGAUCAGGUGAUGUCACACAGAUGUUUCACAGGGAUCAGGUGAUGUCACACAGAUGUUUCACAGGGAUCAGCUGAUGUCACACAGAUGUUUCACAGGGAUCAGCUGAUGUCACACAGAUGUUUCACAGGGAUCAGCUGAUGUCACACAGAUGUUUCAGCAGAUCAGUCCAUCAUGUGCAGGACAUCUUGGGUAGUUGUUACAUUAGUUAUUUCAAUGCGACUGUUUUAGGUCAAAUAAUGUUAUGAUGCAUUAACUGACCACAUGCACUUUAAGUAACUGCUGAAAGAAAGACAAUUGUUCUUGAUU
Messenger RNA from Anoplopoma fimbria (sablefish), 3061 nucleotides. It is a transcript of the gene znf408, whose product is annotated as zinc finger protein 408. NCBI's taxonomy places the organism in Eukaryota, Metazoa, Chordata, Actinopteri, Perciformes, Anoplopomatidae. The transcript has 9 exons. The record is from RefSeq and is a predicted model, not a curated record. The coding region runs from base 120 to 2513 and encodes 797 amino acids.